CUUCACUCCCACCUUGUCUGGAGUCUUCGUCUCAACCAUCGAAGCGCCUGUCGCUCACUUUCGCAGCAAUUCGCUGUCUUUGCUUCUCCUCACUCAUUUGACCUGCUCAGCCUGCGACAAAGGUGCACUCACGCCGUCCCACACCAUCUUUAGCACUCGCCGUCGGCCAUACCUCGACAUUCCUUGCACCACCCAUACUACUUGCGCAGACUGUGUCCGCUGCACACCACUCACUCCCUUGCCAUAACCCCGAUUCCACUGGACCUCCUCUGGUAGCUCUUGCAUCGACUAGUUUGAACGACCAACCAUCGCUAUCCGAAGCCUUCGACGUAUCCGCAGACUGUGCCUCGAGACGCGCCAGGGCUCAUCUCUUACCAUCGACCCUCCCAUCACAUCGAGAGACGACAUCAUCAACGACCAAAAGCAAAUUCGAGCCCCAAGUCAACCAUCUCAGCUAUUAACGACUGCCGUGAAGGACGUUGAAGAUCUUCGUGAUCGCUCGCGACUGCCGACACUAACAAACGUCGAUCGUCAACGGGAAACAGCAGUAACGACUCGUCCACAACACUUGCACCACUCGACCAUGUCGCUUGCUCGUGCCUUCACCAUAAGGCUGAGGGAUGAUCCCCGGCCGAAUAUUCACAUCGGUCGCGCGGCCAGUCAACGUGCUGGCAGACCCGUUCGUCUGGCCCAAAUCUCAUCGCCUGUGGCCUUGGUCUCCUCGUCCAACGCUCUUUCUUUCGAUGCACCGGACAUCGUUGGCACCAAACGCAUUCAAUAUCGCGAGACAUCAGCUUCAUCGACGUCCAACAAUGGCGACGACACCGGAACAAACCAUCUCACCUGCUUCUUCAAGCCUGCUGUCGAUACCAAGACUUCUAUCCACACGCCAAGCUCAUCCGUACAUUCCUCCUUCGAUGCGCCAAGAAUACCGCAGCGGGUACCAUCGCACUCAAAGAAGGCGCAUGAGUUUGUGCAUCGCAAGCGCUCCGUCCAGCGACUGAUAUCUCCACCAACAAGCAUGGUUCGCGACUCCACGGACAUGUUUGCCGGCUACAUUCCACCGGUGGAAGCGCCAAAGGAGAGCCCAUUUGGCAAUGAGCUUGCACAAUUGGACGAAGUGGUCGAGGAGCUGAGCCUUGCUGUGAGAGAUGCCGAAGCCGAAGAAGACCUUGCUUACAUGAAAGCGAACGGACUGGCUGCUUUCAGUGCCGAGGACUACCUCAGCGAGAUCCACAGCGCCAUCUGCGAAUGCUUCCGCGCCGAGGAAACAGUCUGGAUAUAGGCGGCUAGCUCUGCCCCCUCAUGCUGGCGUUAGCAAUCGAACCCUGUCGAUCAGGAAAUCGAUAGGGUUGCAGAUGCGAUGAAUCUCAAAGCUUGAACGACCAUUUGACCGAGCUUGUCAGCCAACGCGGAGAACACAUCAUACGCAGACCGCCCGCAUGCACGCUCUCUUCAUGCCCAUUUCUUGCACUGUCUGACUCCAAGUCUUUCCUUGCGUUUAUAUCUCAGGCAGAUUCUUUCACGACUAGACUCACGACCCUUGGGCGGGUGUGCUUCUUGGAAGAUCUGCCGUCCACUCAUUUGAGAAGGGAACUUACGAUUUUAUGGUUGACUGAAAAGGGGAUACAUUCGGCGUUACGACCUGUCUAUCCUUGACAGUACUGUGCUUUGGCAGGUCCUCGAUUGUCGGACUCCUUUUCCCUUUUAUAUCUACUCUGAAUAUCAUCUUGGUCGUUGCUUUUUGAGCUACAUAUCUCGUAGGAUCUCUAGGCAGUUGUACAUGGAAUCGUUGGCUCGAAAAGCUGCACAAAUCUUGACUGAGAUCGUG
Messenger RNA from Pseudocercospora fijiensis CIRAD86, 1831 nucleotides. RefSeq lists its product as uncharacterized. NCBI's taxonomy places the organism in Eukaryota, Fungi, Ascomycota, Dothideomycetes, Mycosphaerellales, Mycosphaerellaceae. The transcript is spliced from 2 exons. The record is from RefSeq and is a predicted model, not a curated record. The coding region runs from base 584 to 1285 and encodes 233 amino acids.